AUGGGUACAACCCGGAGUCCCAUAUAUAACCACAUGAGCACCACAUUGAGUGGUUUGGCGACUAUCCGUGCGUUUGGGACACAGAAUAUGUUUAUGAAUCAGUACUACCGGUACCAGAAUGACCACACUUCCACUUACUUCAUUUAUUUAACCCGAGAUUUUCAAUUCUGGAGUUCCCGGGGUAUUAAUGGUCCAAAACCUGUACCACUUUUGGGGACUUAUUGGCAACUACUUUUAAAGCCAUUCCAGAUAGUUGGCCUGGAUAAUCAACAGCGCACCUAUAUAUGCACUCAACCAACAUUAACGGUGAGUGACCCGGAGCUGAUCAGAGAUAUGAAUAUAAAGGAUUUUCACAUAAGUCCGACGUUUUCGAGUGGAAAGAUGCGAUCAAUGCAUCCCAUUAUCAUUGAUUGUGUCCACAGAUUAGACAACUAUUUGGAGACAAAAUCCAUGGAUGGAGAAGACGUGGAGACGAAGAAAACAAUGGGAAGCCUAACGAUGGAUGUGAUCUUUUCGUGUGCUUUCGGCACCAAAAUAGACACAUAUAAUGACCACAAGACCAAUGAAUUCAUAGUAAACACUAAAGAAGUGUUUUGCGGAGCGGUUUGGAGGUUAUGGGUGUUCAUAGCUUUAGUGAAAAUAUCUCCGAAACUCUUUGAAUGGACGGGAUUUCAAAUUAUUGAUCCAUCGGUUCAGAAGUUUUUCAUUACAGCCGUAAGUGAU
This is a messenger RNA of Oppiella nova, 723 nucleotides long. The record is from the annotation of a GenBank genome assembly. NCBI's taxonomy places the organism in Eukaryota, Metazoa, Arthropoda, Arachnida, Sarcoptiformes, Oppiidae.